Messenger RNA from Ceratitis capitata (Mediterranean fruit fly), 2472 nucleotides. Its product is annotated as IQ and AAA domain-containing protein 1. The record is from RefSeq and is a predicted model, not a curated record. The transcript is spliced from 7 exons. Lineage: Eukaryota; Metazoa; Arthropoda; Insecta; Diptera; Tephritidae. The coding region runs from base 1 to 2472 and encodes 823 amino acids. Gene Ontology annotation, molecular function: ATP hydrolysis activity; ATP binding; protein binding.
AUGUCUAAUCACUACUACAAUGAUCUUUGGCAUCAAACGCACCACGAAAUCGAUCUUCUGGCGGCCGCAGAUGAACAGCAGGGUCAGAACUUUGAAACGGAACUCGCUGCUUUGGCAUCGUCUCUGCCGGAUGUGGAAAGUGGAGUCGAGCCCAAGAAACUCAUGCAGUCCACGGUAUUCGAAUUCUACUUGCGUUACAUUGGCAUUGCCAACCGCUUGGAAGAAAUCUACGACAAGAUGAUACAGCCGCAGAAACGUUUGCUAGUGCGCAAACUGCUCGAUGCUUGUCUAGGACGGGUUAUCGAACUGAAGCACGACCUCGUCAAUAUUGAUCUAAUGGAGUUCAGUUACAAUGAUUCGGUGGUAUUGAGACUUCAACUAACACCGAUCGAAACGGAAUUGCAUAUACCGCGUUACUUUCUAAGGGAACGGCGACAGGAAAUCGAGCAACGCAAUCGGACAAUGCACGAGAUACUUGUGAAGUUGGGUUGGCUGGAGGAGCAUCCCAGCGAUGAGAAGCUAAGCGAAAUCGAAGCUAUACGACUACUGCAGAUGCAUGAGCGCGCACGGCAGGGCCGACUUCGUGCUCAUUUCAUGAAGGAGAUAAGAAUGCUGAAGGACAAAGGCAAAGCCGAAGAAAAGGGUAGGGAGCGCAGUGAUAUGGGUCUAUUGGCUGCAAUGAAGAUACAAAAGGUCUGGCGUGGCCAUACUGCACGGCGCAUCACGCGUAGACGCAAGCAAGAGGAAAUGAUUUUAAUCGGCAUGGUACCACCGACGGCGGCAAUGCUGAAGAAACGGGCAGAAAAGGAGGAGAAAUUAAACGAGCAUCGCUACGCAACACAAACAGCAUACAAGCAAAAGCUCGAAGCCUCCCUUGUCGCUGUGCGUGAGGACAUCAAGAGUAAGCAAGGCGCUAUAAUAACGGAGGAUAUAACUGAUGAAUUGCGCGCUUGGAUCAAGGAAUGCUAUGAAAAAACAGGCAAAUUGCCCGAAUUCCCUAGCGAGGAGCAGGGCGGCUCACUGCACAUUUUCAGUCGGCCCGGCACCGAGAGCGAGCUAAGCCGCUCUUCAGCCCGUUCUUCGAAGGAGUCCCGCAAAACUAAAGAUAAAUCGAAAUCACCAGCACGAAGUGGUGACUUAAAUGUGAACGAUACUCAAGCGGAGGGCGAGAACUUUCAUCCUGGACAGUCGGUUUUGCUCGCAGACAUAAAAACAGCAAUCGAAGAAUUCAAUGAAAUUUGGCGAAACAAAGACGAAACCGGUAACCUGGCACAGGUACAGUACGAUGACAUGAUUUACCAUGAGAAAUAUAUGGAAAUAGAACUAGAAUGUCGUCGCACGGUGGAUGAACUUAUGCGCCAAGAACUGGAAUUGCUACAGACUGCCAUCGGUAAGAAGAUCAAGAAGAGCAGUAAGAAAACACGACGUUCUGGUAAGAAGAGUAAAAAGAAGAAGGAAAAAGACCUUACGCCCGAUCGUACAACAGAGUCACUCUACGAAGAGCUGGUAACCAAUGGUAUUAUACGCAAAUAUCCGGAAGUGAGACUUAGUCAAUACAUAGGCGAUAAGGCUUUGAGUGAACGGUCUGGAACUAAUCCAUCGGCUGGUGACAUUCGUCAAAUACUCACAGAGUAUUGUAUAUUGCCACUAGGAUCAGAGGCUAUACGUAAUUCUUCCCCACUCAUACGUUCCAUCCUGUUUGCCGGUCCAAAGGGAUCGGGCAAGAAGGCACUACUACAUGCUAUCUGCACUGAAAUCGGCGCGGUGCUAUUUGACCUAACACCAGCCAAUAUUGUGGGCAAAUAUCCGGGAAAAUCUGGUUUAAUAAUGCUUAUACAUUUGAUUUCAAAAGUUUCGCGUUUACUCCAACCAGCUGUCAUAUAUAUGGGCGAUGCGGAACGUCCCUUCAUGAAAAAAGUGCCGAAAACUGAUCGCACUGAUCCGAAGCGUUUAAAAAAGGAUUUGCCACGUUUGAUUAAGAAUAUUGCGCCCGAAGAUCGCGUACUCUUUGUGGGUACCUCUAAUUUACCCUGGGAAGCGGAUCAAAAACUAUUUCAGCAAACAUACAAUCGCUUCAUCUAUAUACCCAGACCAGAUUACGGUGCAAGAUCAAGCGCUUGGAAGGCACUGGCCAAUGAGUAUACAGGAGGGAUAUCUACUCUGGAUUACAGUGUAAUGGCAAAGAUAUCGGAUGGUUAUACGAUUGGUGCGAUAGAUUCCUGUCUGAAGGAAGUUUUAACGUGUAAGCGUAAACUUCAGCUGCGUACCCAACCGCUAACACAUGCAGAGCUUAUCAAUGCAUUAAGCACUCGUGAUCCAGUAUAUCGCGAGGAGGAAGAAGCUUUUGACAACUGGUGGUCUAAAACUCCAUUAGGCCGACGUUAUGAACGAGCGUUGGAGAUGGAAGAGGAGGCGCGUUUAGAAGAAGAAGAGAAAAAUGCCAAACAAAGCAGUAAUGGCAAGAAAAAGUAA